Molecule: messenger RNA, 1836 nt
Organism: Arachis duranensis
Lineage: Eukaryota; Viridiplantae; Streptophyta; Magnoliopsida; Fabales; Fabaceae
Product: cytochrome P450 93A2-like
Exons: 2
Coding region: 20-1624 (534 amino acids)
Cellular component (GO): membrane
Molecular function (GO): oxidoreductase activity, acting on paired donors, with incorporation or reduction of molecular oxygen, NAD(P)H as one donor, and incorporation of one atom of oxygen; heme binding; iron ion binding
Source: RefSeq, a predicted model, not a curated record
UAAGAUAAGAUAGAACCACAUGAUAACCUAUAUACACAACUUCAAGAAGAGGAAGUUUCAUAACAUGGCUAGUAGUUAUGAUUACAAAGAUUAUAUUCAACUUUUCAUGAUAUGGUUAAUCUCCACAAUCAUAGUUAGAGUCAUACUCAACAGAAAACAGAACAAGUCUCAUAAGAAACCGCCAAGUCCACUGUCCCUUCCUAUAAUUGGACACCUUCAUCUUCUUGCUCCAAUUCCUCACCAAGCUCUUCACAAACUCUCAAUCCGCUAUGGACCUAUAAUGCACAUUAAACUUGGUUCUGUCCCUUGUGUAGUAGCUUCCACACCAGAAUCUGCAAAAGAAUUCCUCAAGACUCAUGAAUCUUCCUUCUCAAACCGGCCUCGAAAUCUCGCUGUUGAUUAUCUUACAUAUGGUUCUCAAGACUUCUCCUUUGCCCCAUAUGGACCUUACUGGAAGUUUAUGAAGAAGAUUUGCAUGUCUGAACUUCUCGGAGGCGACACGCUAAACCAGCUUUUACCAUUGAGGAGGCAAGAGACAGAGAGAUUCUUGAGGUCAUUGCUUAAGAGAGGGAUGGCUGGUGAGGCUGUUGAUGUUGGAGGAGAACUCUUGAAGCUUUCGAAUAACGUUAUCUCGAGGAUGAUCAUGAGCAAGACGCAUAUGGAAGAUGAUGGUGAGGCUGAGGAGGUGCGGAAGCUGGUGCAGGACACAGCAGAACUUACUGGGAAGUUUAAUGCUUCGGAUUUCAUUUGGUUCCUCAAGAACUGGGACUUGCAGGGUUUCAGAAAAAGGGUUGAGGAGAUUCGGAACAGGUUUGAUUCCAUGAUGGAGAGAGUGAUCAAGGAACAUCAAGAGGAAAGGAUGAAGAGGAAGAAAGAAGGAGAAGAUGGUGAAAUCAAAGACCUACUUGAUAUAUUAUUGGACAUACAUGAAGAUGAUAAUUCUGAGAUACGUUUGACUAGAGAGAACAUCAAGGCCUUCAUCUUGGACAUAUUUAUAGCAGGAACAGACACUUCAGCAUUAACUAUAGAAUGGAGUCUAGCUGAGUUGAUAAAUCACCCUCAAGUGAUGGAGAGAGCAAGGCAAGAGAUCAAAACCGUGGUUGGAAAUAAUAGGAUAGUAGAAGAAUCAGACAUUGUCAACCUUCCUUAUCUUCAAGCUAUAGUCAAAGAAACACUGAGAAUUCACCCAACAGGUCCAAUGACAGUUAGAGAAUCAUCUGAGGAUUGCACCAUAUGGGGCUACGAGAUUCCGGCAAAGACACAAUUGUUUGUUAAUAUUUGGGCUAUUGGAAGGGACCCAAAUUACUGGGAAAACCCACUGGAGUUCAAGCCAGAGAGGUUUCUUGUUGAAGAAGAAAGUGGGAAGAGGCAGUUAGAUGUUAGGGGGCAACACUUGCAGAUGAUUCCAUUUGGGAGUGGUAGAAGAGGAUGCCCUGGAACCUCACUAGCCUUACAAGUAGUGCAGGCCAACCUUGGUGCAAUGGUGCAGUGCUUUGAAUGGAAGGUUAGUGACGGUGGCAGUGAGAUUGUUGAUAUGGAAGAGAAACCAGGGUUGACUCUUUCCAGGGCUUGUCCCAUGAUUUGUGUCCCUCUGCCUAGGCUUAGUCCCUUUCCAUCCAUGUGAAAUAAUAUGGCGGCUACAAAUCUUGAAUUUCCAUGUCAGUGGCCGCUUAUCCAUAAAUACGCCUUCUUAUGAAUGUGAUGGGGCAUUAGCUAGGGGAGGUUGGAUCCAAAGUCAAUAAAUAAAUGGUUUGAAUUCGAAAGAUUGGUUACAUACAGAGGAAUUGGAUCUGAAAUUCACGGAUAAUAAAUAAAUAAAUAAAAAUAUAUUGGAUA